AUUAAUUCCAUAAUGAGUGAGAGGAAAGUAGUUGGAAAAAAAUAUGAAUAUCAAACACAUGAUAAAUUGGGAUCAGGAGCAUUUGCAGAAGUUUAUUUUGGGAAAAACAAAUUAACUCAAGAAGCUGUCGCAAUCAAAGUUAUCAAGAGAGCAGUAUUGGCUAAAUAUGGGUAAGGUGUUAAUAAAAUAAUUAAGCGAUGAGAUAUUGUAAUAGAUACAUUAGGAGGUGGAAAUACUAUAGGAAUUAGUAGAGGCUUCUAAAACUGAUGCUUGUCCGUUUAUCAAUAGAAUAUAUGAAUGCUUGGAGACAACAAAUAAUAUCUACAUAGUGUUAGAAUUUUGCAAUUAAGGAACAUUACUCGAUCAAAUUAAAAAAGUAAAGAAAUUAGAAGAAGACGAAGCAUUAUUCAUUUUGUUUUAAUUAUUAUAGGCACUUGCAUUAUUGGCUAAAAAUAAUAUAGCUCAUAGAGAUAUUAAACCUGAAAAUGUUUUCAUAAAGGAUGGAGUUUAUAAGUUAGGAGAUUUUGGUUUUGCUGGAUAAAAAUCAAUGUAUUAGACUCAUUUGGGAACCUUUCCAUAUAUGGCCCCAGAAUUUUUCACAAGUGAUCAAUACGACUCAAAAGUGGAUGUGUGGGCAUUAGGAUUGCUAACUCACGAGAUGCUAUUCGGAGAAAUAUACUUUAUAGGAAAGAGUUAAUUCGAAGUUUAACAGAAGAUUCUAACAAAGUAAUAUAUUUUGGAUGAUUAAAAAUAUGCAGUUUCAGAUGGAGUGAAAGAGUUGUUAAAAUAGAUGAUUACAAAAGAUCCUAAUUAAGUAAAUAUUAAUAAUUAUAUUAUUUAGAGAAUCACAGCCAGAGAUGCACUUAAAGUUGGUGUAUUCGACAAAUUUAGAACUGAUCCAAGAUAUAUAACAAUAAUGGAAAAUGAGAAACAAUUUAUGAAAUAAUUUGAUGGUGAUACCUCUUAGAAAUCUAGCUAAUAAAUUUAAAUUGAAGAAGAGGAGAGAUAAAAAAGAGAAGAAGAAGAAAGAGCAAAAUAAUAAUAGAUGUAAUUAGAUUCUUAGAAGGCUCAAUUAAUAUAAUAGGGAAUCAGAUAGAUAACUGAUGGUAUUAAAGAUAAAUUAAAUGGGAUAUUGUUAAUGGUUUAGUUAUCUGAUUUUUUAAGUCAGAAUCUGAUUGAGAUCUGUCGUUUCGAAAUUUUAUAUAUUCUAAAGUAGGCAGCAAUUCUUAUUUCUUAAUUAAAAGAAAAGUUGAAUGAUAGACUUGUCUUAGGAAAGCAGGAUCAUAUUAAAUUUGAUGUGGAUUCAGAAAUUUGGAAUGUUUUCUAUGAUGAUUCAAGGUAAUAGCAUAUAUAUUUGAUUAUAGUGUAACAUUAUUGAUUGAUGAAGUAGAAGGUGAUCGAAUUUAAAUUCGAAAGAAAUACAUAGAUUAUUUAAAUUACAUUAAUAAUUUUACAUAUACUAAUUAUAGAGAAAGUCUAAAUUACACAGAACAAAUUACAAAUGUAAAUUUCACUAAACUAAUUGAACAUCAAUUAUAUAAUGAAUAAUUGUAUCAGAAGAUAAAGUUCUUGAAGGAAGACAAAGACAAGGUUAAAGAUGAAAAUAUCAGAAAAAUGGUUAAUAAAUGUUUACUAUGGAUGUAUUCAGCCUAUGAAUAUUAAAAAUUAUGUUCAGGAUAAUUGAUGGACAUUAUGAAAUUCAUGGAAGCAUUAAACAAUGAAGAUACUGAGGGAAUGAAAAAUUGUAUAAGAUGGCCAUGAGCA
Molecule: messenger RNA, 1764 nt
Organism: Paramecium octaurelia
Lineage: Eukaryota; Ciliophora; Oligohymenophorea; Peniculida; Parameciidae
Source: the annotation of a GenBank genome assembly